This is a messenger RNA of Tuber aestivum (summer truffle), 2848 nucleotides long. NCBI's taxonomy places the organism in Eukaryota, Fungi, Ascomycota, Pezizomycetes, Pezizales, Tuberaceae. The record is from the annotation of a GenBank genome assembly.
GAUCCUCUUCUCUCUCUUCUCCCUCCUCUCAUCUCCCCCUCCCUUUGCCCUCCUCCCUUCCUCCUCCCUUUAAUUACACCCCUUUGCAAUGACGCCCAACGAUGAAAGGACUCCUCUGCUCGCCGAGCCCCCGGCAUCUCGCAUCGACAAGCAUGUCCCUCCAACCGACGAGGAAGCACGGAUUAAAGAUUCCGCGGCCCCGUCAACCGCACCCGACGGUCCAAAGAUCCCUGGCGUGAAAUUGAAGCUCAUCCUUCCCGCCAUGGCAAUCGGGGUUCGUUUUGCUUUUUCGCUUGUUCCCGGGCAAGUUUCAGGGCUGCCACAGGGUCCCCGUAUUUUUCUUUUUUGCCUGACCAACGGCCCGUGUGUCUUAGGUUUUCCUAGCCGCCAUGGAUAACACCAUCAUUGUGAGUUCGUACGGAGCCAUCGGAAGCGAUAUGAAGGAGUUGAAUAAGACUUCUUGGAUUGCCACGGCGUGUGUACCUCCCUUUACCGGACCAAGGGCAGCCGGUGAUAAGGGGCUGAUUGUUCGCUUGGUGAUCCAGAUAUUUGCUUACCACCACGAGCUUUCAACCGCUGUACGGAAAAUUGAGUGAUAUUUUCGGACGUAAACCCGUCUUGUUGUUUUCUUAUGCCGUUUUCGGAAUCGGAUGUUUGUGCUGUGGUCUUGCAAGGUCCAUGGAGGAGUUGAUUGCUGCAAGAGUAUGUUCCUCUGGAGUUUUUAUCUUGCCGCACGCUGUGCUCAUCCUUUGCUCGCGUAGGCCUUCACAGGUGUCGGCGGAGGCGGUAUGACGACCGUGGUUUCCAUAUUACUGAGCGACAUAGUACCCUUAAGGUCCCGGGGAACUUUUCAGGGCAUUAUAAAUCUCGUUUUCGCAACCGGGGCUGCAAUUGGUGCCCCGUUGGGUUGGUUUCUCCCUGCCGAGUGAUGAUUGGGCAAAGCUGAUAGGAUUAAUGAAAGGCGGGAUCAUGGCGGACAGCGUUGGCUGGAGAUGGUAAGAAUCUGUCGUAGCGCCGAAUCCUGUUCCCCAGUACACGGGCUAACGUUCUACGAUAUUAAGGUCAUUCCUGGGCCAGUUCCCCGCCGCGGUGCUUGCUAUCCUCGUCGUCUCGGUGGCGCUGCAUCUUCCCCCCUCCGCCCUUCCUCAAAAGGCAAAUUUCAAGGAUCAGCUGAAGCGCAUUGACUUCCUGGGAGCCGGUGUCCUCGUGCUCGCGGUGUUCGCCCUCCUCUUUGGCCUGGACCGAGGUGGAAAUCUCUCACUCAGGGAUCCAUACGCUAUCAUCUCGUUGUGCACCUCCUUGGUACUAUUCGCUCUGUUUAGUCUUGUAGAGGCCAAGAUCGCCGCCGAGCCAUUCGCUCCGCUACACAUUGUCCAAAGAAGAACCAUUCUGAGUGCCUGCCUGGCAUACUUCUUCUCCUACUCGGGGUACAUGGCAAUACUCUUCUACCUACCCCUAUACUAUCAAGCCGUGUCCUCCCUCGCCGCCGGCGCUGCCGGCCUCCGACUGGUCCCCACAAUUGUAGGCGGUGUGUGCGGCUCGCUCUUUGGCGGAAUCAUAAUGCAAAAGACGGGAAAGUACUACUACCUAACAGUCCUUUCAUACGCCCUCUUCUUCUUCGGCACCAUUCCGGUGUUCCUGGCUACGGGGAUACUAGGGAACUCGACGCCAGCUAUCACCACCGGUAUCGUGUGCAUGGGAUUCGGAAAUGGGGUUGGUGUUACAAGUGCUCUCAUUGCAUUGAUUGCCGCGGCUGGACAUGAAGAGCAGGCGGUUGCCACUGCUAUGGGUUAUCUGUUUAGAACUCUCGGCCAGGUUACGGGCGUGAGCGUUAGUUCUAUGCUUGUGCAAGGGAGUCUGAGAGCAGAGUUGACAAGGGCUCUUGAUGGGGCUGAUGCUGAUGAGGUAUGAACCCCCCACCCACCACUACCCGAUGCUAAGUUUUGCAUAACAGAUCGUCCGUAAAGUCCGCUCAUCCCUCAGCACAAUCGACACCCUCACACCAGCCACUAGAGCACUUGUCCUGGGGGCGUAUCAAAAUGCGUUGCAUUGGGUAUUUUCUCCCUUCGCUUGCUUUCCGGGUGUGCUGACUGUGUAUAGGCGUUCCUACUAGGCAUAGUACUCGCAUUUUUCUCGGUACUCUCAAGUGCCUUUAUUAGAGAGAGGGCUUUAGGCCGAUAGGGGAGUGAAUAGGUUUGCAUAUCACAUGUGGAGUUGGGUGGCCUUUUUUUUUAUCCCCUCUUUUCAAAACGGUUUCUGUCAUUGUAGUUUUCGUUGUUUCCAUUCACCAUCUUUGUUCAUUCUACUGCAUAAAUCUUGGCAAGCUGGCACGCGGUGGGUGCGGUCGGAUGUCUCCCUCCUCGAGGGCCAGCAUCUUGCAAAGCAAGUAGGAAAGUGGACGGAGAGGAUUUUGGGUGCACCAAGCUUUACCUGGACAAGAAAGGUGCAUCAUAGAAUUAUCAAGAGAGAAAAAUAUAAGGACAACGCCUCCCACUGACCCCAAGUGGAAAUCGACCAUGAUAUGUUGGGUCUUUCCCUUCUUUUCCACACUGAAACUAGAGUUCCCGGUCUUGGCGAAGAUUCUGCGAUGGGGAUCUGACUAGGUUUCGCAUACCGUUACCGAGUGAUUCACUUCUCCUGACCAUCGUUCCCGGUCCGAUAACUUAACUCGUGUUCCUGGGGCUUUUCUCCUGGUUUCCUUGCUUCCAUUUACCGGUAUAGCAAAAUAUACAGUACCGAUAUUUAAAGCCUAGAGGGGAUGACCACAGUUCUGAACCGGUGGGUGGGAUCACAACUUGUCACUCGGGACACACCCUCCUUCUCUGCAUUCCUGGAGCAUAAAAUCUUU